Messenger RNA from Nomia melanderi (Alkali bee), 5168 nucleotides. It is a transcript of the gene Clbn, whose product is annotated as Nuclear export mediator factor NEMF homolog Clbn. Gene Ontology annotation, cellular component: RQC complex. Gene Ontology annotation, biological process: ribosome-associated ubiquitin-dependent protein catabolic process; rescue of stalled cytosolic ribosome. The record is from RefSeq and is a predicted model, not a curated record. NCBI's taxonomy places the organism in Eukaryota, Metazoa, Arthropoda, Insecta, Hymenoptera, Halictidae. Gene Ontology annotation, molecular function: tRNA binding; ribosomal large subunit binding.
UGAGCGUUUGAUUCAGUUACUGGUGCUCACCACAUGUACCUAUUAAAUCUGACGGUUAUGUGACACGUCAAAUUUAUAAUAUUUUUAUAAUUUGUUUUGCGUAUAAGAAACUGUACGUAUAUAAAAAUGAAGACUCGAUUUAAUUCUUACGAUAUUGUAUGCACCGUAACUGAGCUGCAAAGGCUCAUUGGUAUGCGUGUAAAUCAAAUUUAUGAUAUUGAUCAUCGAACUUAUCUCAUACGUCUUCAAAGAAGCGAAGAAAAAUGUGUCCUUUUAUUAGAAUCGGGUAAUAGGAUUCACACAACUGCAUUUGAAUGGCCAAAAAAUGUAGCUCCAUCAGGAUUCUCUAUGAAGAUGCGUAAACAUCUGAAGAACAAACGAUUAGAAAGUCUUACUCAAAUAGGUGUAGACAGAAUAAUAGAUUUACAAUUUGGUAGUGGCGAGGCUGCUUAUCAUAUAAUAUUGGAACUGUAUGAUCGAGGUAAUAUAGUUCUCACAGACUAUGAAAUGAUUAUUUUGAAUAUUUUGAGACCUCAUACAGAGGGAGAUAAAGUUAGAUUUGCUGUUAGAGAGAAAUAUCCUAUGGAUCGUGCCUAUAAAAAUAUCAUGCCACCAAUAGAAGAAAUUCAACAACAUCUUCAAAAUGCUAAAGCAGGAGAAAAUCUCAAGAAGGUUUUAAAUCCACUUUUAGAAUUUGGUUCUGCAUUAAUUGAUCAUGUUUUAUUAAAGCAUGGUUUCACACUUGGUUGCAAAAUUGGCAAAGAUUUUAAUGUCAUAGAUCACAUGCCAAACUUAAUUCUAGCUUUAGAGUGUGGAAAUGAUAUGAUGGAAUCUGCCAGAAAAAAUGUUUCACAGGGCUACAUUGUACAAAAGAAAGAAACAAAACCAACUACAGAUGGCAAAGAAGAUUUUAUAUAUUCUAAUAUUGAAUUUCAUCCAGUUUUAUUUGAACAACAUAAAAAUUCUCCAUAUAAAGAGUUUACUUCUUUCGAUGUUGCGGUAGAUGAGUACUUUUCUACAAUGGAAGGUCAAAAAUUAGACAUAAAGGCUUUGCAACAGGAACGCGAUGCUCUUAGGAAAUUAGAAAAUGUUAGAAAAGAUCACGAUCAGAGACUCAUCACAUUAAAAAAGACUCAAGAAUUAGAUAAACAAAAAGCAGAAUUAAUUUCUAGAAACCAAGCUUUAGUAGAUAAUGCCAUAUUAGCUAUACAAAGUGCUCUUGCUAAUCAAAUGGCUUGGCCAGAUAUAAAAGUUUUGUUAAAAGAAGCAGAAAACAGAGGGGAUCCAGUUGCAUCUGCAAUAAAACAAUUGAAAUUAGAGACAAAUCACAUUUCGCUACUUUUACAUGAUCCCUAUGAAGACAGUGAUGAAGAAUCAGAAUUAAAACCUAUGUUGAUUGAUAUUGAUUUAGCUCACUCUGCUUUUGCAAAUGCUAGCAAAUAUUAUAAUGCCAAGAGAUCAGCAGCUAAAAAACAGCAAAAGACAAUAGAGUCUCAGGAUAAAGCUUUAAAAUCUGCAGAAAAAAAAACAAAGCAAACACUAAAAGAGGUUCAAGCCAUUCACAGUAUUAACAAAUUGAGAAAAGUAUAUUGGUUUGAAAAGUUCUACUGGUUUAUCAGCUCUGAAAAUUACCUAGUAAUUGGUGGAAGGGAUCAACAACAAAACGAGUUGAUAGUAAAAAGAUACCUUAAAUCUGGAGACAUAUAUGUGCACGCUGAUUUAACUGGUGCCAGUUCAGUAGUAAUUAAAAAUCCUGGUGGUUCUCCGGUACCUCCAAAAACUUUAGCUGAAGCAGGUACAAUGGCUGUUGCCUACAGUAUUGCAUGGGAUGCUAAAGUAGUGACUGGAGCAUGGUGGGUAAACAAUGAUCAGGUGUCAAAAACGGCUCCGACUGGUGAAUAUCUUACUACUGGAUCAUUUAUGAUUCGUGGAAAAAAAAAUUAUUUGCCACCAUGUCAGUUAAUUAUGGGAUUAGGAUUUCUAUUUCGCUUAGAAGAAAGUUCAAUUGAAAGGCACAAAGAUGAGAGAAGAGUUAAAGUUGUUGAUGACGAAAGUGAACAUACAGAAUUAAUAGUCGAAGAAGAUAAAGAAAUAGAACUAAUAGGAGACUCUGAUGAAGAAGAGCAGACAAAUAAUUUAAAUCCUAUUCAGGAAGAGUCUAAAGAGGAUUUAAAUGCAGACGAAAAUAAUGUUGAUUAUAAUGACAGCGAUGAGAGUGAAAAUAUAUCGCACUUUCCAGAUACAAAAAUUAAAAUUGAUGUCUCUGGUUCUAAAAUGAAGUUACAUAUCGAUCAAAAUCAAGUAUUAACACCGCAAAAUGAAAAUGAAGAAAAUGUAAUUUACUUGGGUGAUGAUAAACCAAUAAUAUUAAAUACUGCCAUUAAAGAAAAGAGUUCUAAUAAAGGAAAACAGAAACAAUUUCCCAAACAUGAAGAUAACAAGAUCAAUGCGGAAACCAAAAAGAAUGAGCAAGUAGUAUUGAAAAGAGGUCAAAAAGGAAGGUUAAAGAAAAUGAAAGAGAAAUAUAAGGAUCAGGACGAGGAAGACAGAAAAUUAUCUAUGCAAGUUCUUCAAUCAGCAGGUGCUGCAAAAGAGGAUAAGAGAAAAAAUAAGAAUAAAGAUCCGUCUGGGCCAAAACAACAAGGAAAGAAGAAAGGUAUAGCGAAACCACCCACAUCACAAAAUCCACAGAUUAUGGAUAAUGUCGAAGAAGAAGACACUGGUCCAGGACCGGAGGUAGAUAUGUUGGAUCAACUGACGGGAAAACCUCUUACAGAAGAUGAAUUGCUGUUUGCUGUACCAGUAGUCGCACCUUAUAAUACUCUACUGAAUUAUAAAUUCAAAGUAAAAUUAACGCCCGGGACAGGUAAGAGAGGAAAAGCCGCAAAAACAGCAGUAACAGUAUUCUUGAAAGAUAAAGAUAUUACUUCACGAGAGAAAGACUUACUGAAAGCUGUCAAGGAAGAAAUAAUAGCUAGAAAUAUUCCAGGGAAAGUUAAAAUAAGUGCUCCUCAAAUACAGAAAUUGAAGAAGUAAAUCUUUUGUGUAGAAAAUUCAACAAAUUAUUGUAUACAAAGUGUAUAUAGAGAAAAUUUCAAUCUGGACUAUGUUCCUAAUAAAUUAUUACUCUUGCUAUUAAGAACAAGGCAUAUAUCUAUUGCAGCGUUCUAAUGCUUUUGUAAUUUUUAAAUUCUGUUAAUAAACAGACAUGUGUUUGUAUCUAUAUUAAAAUAGUCACAUGUACAGAAAUCAUACAUUGAUAAAAAUUUCAACUUUAGCUUAUAACUUAAAUCUCUUCUUUAACGUUUAAAUAAUUUAAAGUACACAAAGUUUAUUAUUUGUAUAAAUAUAGAAUUAAUACUGUUUAACAGCCAGCACUUAACGCUACGACUCUUAUAUUUUAGGUGAGACGUAUCAAAAUAUGUAUACAAUUUUGAAAAGUAAAAUGCAGUUGCAAAUAGUAUUGGUUUUAGCAUAACUAACAUAUUAACAGACUGUGUUUUUUAUAAAUUUCGAUAUAAAUACAGUAAUGUACAAUAUUUUACCAAAUAGAAAUGAUUUUAAUGCGUGAAAUCGCAUUCAAAACAGAAUUCAUAAUGUUCGAAAUAAUUAUGCAUCAAACAUAUCAUCAUCAGAUGCACUUUCGUGGACAACCAAUGUCCUUGCUUUUCGAGCACUGUUAGGCCGUGAUUUUGAUCCCUUUGAUAUAAUCUACAAAAAUAAAACAUACAUAUAAUCUUUUAUCGUUACCUUACACUUCAUAAAUAAAAUUAAAGGUAUUAUUAUUCUGUUAUUUUAUACAUGUUUCUUACUUCUGGUUCAGAAUCCGAAAUUGAUUCAUCAUGAUUUUUCGCCUUAACUCGACUCCUGUUUUUAACUACAGUCUUCCCGCCCUUAAUUUUAUUUACAGAAACUGAAUCAGUAUUUUUUUUCGCUUUUUUAACUAUUUUUAUAUCGUAUUCUUCGUCAGAUUCAAUAUCAUUUAAUAUUUGCUUUAGAUCUGCCACGCCACCACGUUUUUUAUCAAUUAUAAUGCCUACAGUACUGUCGUCAAGACUUCUUACUGGAGUUAAAUUCUUUAAUGCCCUUAUACGCGGACUUUUCCGAUUUUUAUCCGCUGUUGUUUUCUUUACUUUCGGCGGAUUAGGGGAUUUUAAAAUAUCCAGUUUACGAUCAUGAAUACUAUUUUUAAAUUCCAAUUUCCCAUCCGGUUUAUGCGACAAUUCUUUCAAACCUUCUGUUAGUAUCUUUUCAAAUUUAUCAUAAGCUGGUACAUCAUUGUAUUUCAUACUCGCUAAUAGAGUCAUAAACUUAAGAACAGGAUUUGGUACUGAUCCUUGAAAACUUUUAGUUAAAAAUUCCGGAAUAUUUUGAAAUGCUUUUUCCUUCUGCUUUUGUACUGCAGCUGGACUUGAUAAGUCUUUCUCCCAUAACAGUGAACCGCAUAACCAUUGAAUUAUGUUAUAACCCAAAAUUUCCAAAUCACCACGCAUUGUUGGCACUGAAACAAAAAAAUAGUUUAUUCUAAUUGAUAUCUUUCCUUCAGAAGUACAAAGAUAAAAGAUAAAACAAAUUCUAAAAUCUAAUUUGUGAUUAUCAGUACCUCCCAUGUGAGCAUCUCUACUAGUAUACUCAAUGGUUCCGUUAUGUGCUUUCUUUGGAUCCAACUUAUAUUCACCCUUCGUGUAAUGGGAUGCUAAUCCAAAAUCUACUAAAUAAACUUGAUCUAGAGAAUUUGAGUGUAACAAUAAAUUUCCACCCUUUAUAUCUGCAUGAACAUAUGUUUUAAAAUGGAUGUACUCUAGUACAUGCAUCUAAAAAUAUAAAUACAUUUUUUUAAUUUAAAUGCAUUACACAAGUGAAUUCAAAAUGUAUGUUGAAUUGUUCCUUACUAUUUGUAAAGCUAUUUUAUACACUGUGUGCUCUGGGAAUCGUUUAUUAUUAUUUUUAAAUAGUUUCCAUAAGUCUGUACCAUAUCGUUCCAUCACUAUAAAUCUAUAUUUAAUAUUUUUGUAUUCAUGACUUCCAGAGCCAAUAUAUGGUGGCAUACCAAGCUUAGAAAGUUUCUUCUUCUUUCUCCAAUUAUCAACUAAAAUGAAUAUCCUUUCUCACAAUAUCUGAAUAAUUAUAUAUCAUAAUGUAUAAAGACAUAACGUUUCAAAAAGGGC